Messenger RNA from Lottia gigantea (owl limpet), 2391 nucleotides. RefSeq lists its product as hypothetical. Gene Ontology annotation, molecular function: secondary active sulfate transmembrane transporter activity. Bases 164 to 2023 code for a protein of 619 amino acids. The record is from RefSeq and is a predicted model, not a curated record. Lineage: Eukaryota; Metazoa; Mollusca; Gastropoda; Lottiidae. Gene Ontology annotation, biological process: transmembrane transport. The transcript has 19 exons. Gene Ontology annotation, cellular component: membrane.
CACAGUAAGAGUUUGUUUUAUCUUCAAAGUAAUUGCAUAGUUAAGGCCAAAUGUCAAACACAAAUUGAUGAUAUCAGUUAUAUCAAUCAAUAACUUAUCAUAUUAUAUCUGAAGUGAACUCCCAAUUCAACUAUAUCAUCAUGUAAAGUACAGGUACCUGAACAUGAGUUCUAAUAAUGGAUUGCAAGUACAGUAUGAACCUAAUGAAAUGGGGUCUAUACGUAUUAAUCAGCAAUUAAAACAGUUUUAUAAAAAUAUUUGUACUAAGGAAACAUUAAAAAAGAAAUUUCCUAUUUCAAAAUGGUUACCUAAGUAUAGUUUAAGUGAUCUACAAUGUGAUGUUAUAUCUGGUUUGACUGUGGGUUUAACAGUGAUACCACAAGGAUUAGCUUAUGCUAAAAUAGCUGGUCUUCCUCCACAGUAUGGACUAUAUUCUUCAUUUAUGGGAUGUUUUGUGUAUUGUUUUCUGGGAACCAGUAAAGAUAUAACACUAGGUCCAACAGCUAUCAUGUCUUUAAUGACAGGAACAUUUGCUAUAUCUCCUAUACCUAAUGAUGCUACAUAUGCUAUUAUAUUAACUUUAAUGUGUGGUGUUGUUCAGUUAGUUAUGGGUUUAUUAAAUCUAGGUAUAUUAGUAAACUUUAUAUCCUACCCUGUUAUCAAUGCCUUUACCUCAGCUGCUGCUAUAACUAUAGCGUUUGGACAAGUUAAACAUAUCUUUGGUUUAAAAAAUAUUCCUAGAGAUUUCUUACCAAUGGUUUAUGAUACAUUUGCAAAUCUAGGACAAACAAAAGUAUGGGAUAUGGUAUUAGGAUUUGCCAGUUUGGUGGCCCUGUAUUUAAUAAAGAAAUUGAGGUCAAUAAAAUGGCAAGAUGAGGAUGAGCCAAAAUCAACUAGUCAAAAAGUUGCUCGAAAAUUUCUAUGGUUGUUUGGAACGGGUGCUAAUGCAGUGGUAGUGAUCUCAGCAGCUGGUAUAGCAGCCAGUUUGAUUAGCAUGAAUAUUAAAGAUAAAAUAACUAUUACUGGACAUCUUAAACAGGGAUUACCUCCCUUACAAGUACCUGCUUUCUCAAUACAUACUAGAAAUAUUACACAAAGUACUGGAGAAAUCUUUAGUAAAAUUGGUGCUGGAUUUUUUAUUGUGCCUUUAUUAGGAUUAGUUGAAACUAUUGCCAUAGGAAAAGCUUUUGCACGACAGAAUAGUUAUAAGAUAGAUCCUACUCAAGAGCUAAUAGCUAUUGGUGUAGCUAAUAUUAUAAGUUGUUUUAUUUCAUCAUAUCCAGUCACUGGUAGUUUCUCAAGAACUGCUGUUAAUUCACAGAGUGGUGUCCGUUCUCCAGCUUCUGGUAUAGUUACAGGUGCAUUGAUAUUAUUAGCUCUACAAGUGUUAACACCAUUAUUUUAUUAUGUACCACAAGCUGCAUUAGGAGCUGUUAUUAUAUCAGCUGUGUUACAAAUGAUAGAUUGGAAGAUAUUAAAAAUACUCUGGAAUGUUGAUAAAAUAGACUUGGUGCCUUUAAUUAUUACAUUUAUAUCAUCUCUAGUAAUAGGUAUAGAGUAUGGUAUAAUGGUAGGAAUUGGAUUAUCAUUAUUAAUGUUAUUAUAUCCUCUUGCUAGACCAAAAUUAAAGUAUAUAAAUCAGGGAAAUAUUCUAGUUGUACAACCAAAUCAAGGAAUGAAUUUUCCGUCAGCUGAAUUUAUAUCAGAAACCAUCGUACAAAAAGCUACAGAAGGUGGGAGUAAUAGAUCUGUGAUAUUUGAUUGUUGUCAUAUUUAUAAUAUAGACUAUAGUGCAAUAUUGGGAUUAAAAGAACUGGUGAUAGAUUUAGAGAAAAAUAAAUUACAGGUUGCUUUAUGUCAUGUACAGCCGACAGUAUUAGAAGUUAUAGAGAGAGCUGAAAUUCAAAAUUUAUCUACAUAUACUACACUUGAUAUAGCUUUACAAGAGUUACCUGUGUAUAAUGUACAAGGAAGUAGACAAUGUGAAGAAGAUGAGAGUAAACCAUUAUUGAGAAAGUUUUAGUACUUGAUUGUUGAUAAUAAUAGGAUGGAUGAUUUUACCAAUAUCAUUAGGAAAAAUUUUUAAAAAAUAUUGUGAGACUCAAAUUUGAGUGUUAUCCCUUUAACCCAAUAUCACUCAGCCCAAUCAAGAAAGCCAAGAGUUGUAAAAUAGUAUAUUACUUGCAAGUCUUGCGAGACACAUCAUUCCAUGUUGUACUGGACAGCUUCACUUUACAAUUCUUUUGAUAUCAUCAUAUUGUAUACAUUAUUUGUUAUAUUACUAGUAUUGUUUUUGAUAUGCUGAAAAUAUUUUUUGAUUACAAUAUUAUUGAUUAUUAAUAUGAAGUCAUUGUUAGAUAUUAUCUUAAAAAAUGAAACAAAUGUUUAUAU